This is a messenger RNA of Clonostachys rhizophaga, 1950 nucleotides long. NCBI's taxonomy places the organism in Eukaryota, Fungi, Ascomycota, Sordariomycetes, Hypocreales, Bionectriaceae. The record is from the annotation of a GenBank genome assembly.
AUGGAUUUGGGCGAGGAUGUCAAUGGAACGUCGCAGCCCCGGCUGGCGAUUCCCCGCCGUUCUAACAUCACCCUGUUCAAGCUGCGUUUCGGCCAGAUUAAAUUGUACUUACAGUCUCGUGGCAUCCAAUACGAAAGCUCCGAGACAGAGAGUGUUAAUAUCAGCAGAGUAAAAAUCAACGACAUUGCAAAGGGCGUCGAUGCCAUCCAAGCUUUCCUUCAGACCACAAACAGGCCACCACCAGCCACGGAAAAUGGAACCGACAGGAGUGUGGUAUCAGUUGAUAAUCGACUUGAGACGGUCAAGCAUGGAUCCCGGGGGGUGUCUCUUUGCGCACCUGGGAGCAACACCCACUGGGAUCACUCUGCACACAUCAUUGAAUUUAUCAAAACAUUUGUUGAACAUAUAGAGCCUGCAUAUGUUGGCACUGAGGGUGGCAAAGUGGUAUCGUCCAUGAAGACUCUUCUUACGAGUCUUGAAAACCCUAAACAUUUGGUCAUUCCCAAAGCCAUGGCUCCAGCACCGGAAAGUAACUCUGAGAUGCCCCCCUUGGCGGCUUCAGUGGACAUACUACGUUGGGCUCAAGCCCAUCACACCAACGCAACUGUAUCUCGGAUGUCGCAUGUACUUCCUCUUGAGCGAUUCGCCGAUAUAUGCCGAAAGGUCUAUUUUGCAAUCGACGAUUUCAACGAGAUAGAUUUUAUUCUGUCUAAUGGGUACAUGUACUUCAUCUUCUGCGAGCAUGCGGCGGGGUCUGGACGGGAAGACUACAUGGAAUACGGCAAGCUUUGUGAAAGGAACAUGUUCAAGGCUUUCCAGAGGCUCCCGCUUCUUUUGCCGUCAUCCAUGGAAGUCAUAGCUGCGCUGAUGCUUGGGGCAUUCAAUGCUGUUGAAAACUCCAAGGCUUCGCUAGCUUGGAGCUUCAUAUCCGUUGCAUCAACUCAGUGUCAAACUCUUGGUUACCAUCGAAGCCCACCGGGACGGUCUCGAGGGACAAUAAAUUCUCUUCGAGCUUCCCAGGAACGGCUGUUCUGGUCGGUUUAUCGGCUUGACAAAGGGCUAUCUCUUCGCUUUGGUCGGGCGCCGAAUAUUUCUGAUACUGAGAUAACAAUACCCUUCGAGCAAGAUUUACCAAGACCCGUUCGAGUGGCGAGGAUUCAAGGUAACGUGUAUGAGCAACUGUAUAGCCCAGCGGCCAUAUCCGUUGCGAAUAGUACUACACGGAUUCACCACGCCGAGCAGCUUGCCGAGCAGCUGCGAAGUUUGAUCGCGGAAACAUAUACCGAAUUGAACGCAAGUGAUGAACGUAGUGUAUCGUUGGACCCAUUGCGGGACUAUCAUCUGCAAUGUGACUUGGUUUGCUUGACUUCGUUAUUGACGCUCAUUCUGCGUGCCGUACCUCUUCCUCUGCAGCCUUUAGAGGGCUCAGUAAACAACUACGUCACUGCUGCUCGCGAGGUUUUCGAUAUUCACCACAAAUGCAUGAUGGGCAUAAAGAAACGUGGAAUCGGUUGUUCCAUGCAUAGAAAGUAUAUAAACUGGGCAAUUGUAAACACACCUUUUGUUCCAUUCACCAUCCUAUUCACGCGAGUGAUCCAAUUUCACGACGUGGCUGAUUUGGCUCGCCUGAAACGCUUCACAGAUUCUCUCUGUCCAGAUUCAGUUGGAUCGGAAUCUAUAACCCAUCCUCAUCAGUUGUACGAUCUGCUUUGCCAGGCUGCGCAGCUCUAUAUGAGAACCAAUGCCCUUUAUUCAUCUGAAAUCCUUCCCUCACUCAACGAGGAUCCUUUGCAAGCUGCGCAGGCGAGCUUGGUGGAUAAUAGCGUCGAGAUGGUCAUGGAGCAUGCAAAGGGUUUUGAAGAGAGCAUUUCUAAUUUUGAUAACUUGGACGACUGGUUUCAAGGGAAUCAACAACUUAUGAGUCUGCUUGAUGAAAAUACACCCUUCUGA